AUGGCUGAGGAUACAGUACAGUCCUUACAAUCAUCUCCAGUCUUUUCGAGUAAGAUGUCCUCUGAAACAUCGUGGCCGGUAUCGUAUUCUAUGGUACCAGGAGUCGAUUCAGCAAUCUCCGAGGACGAUAACACGCUAAAUCAAUCCCAAACACGUGGUACUGUUACUUCUGGUACAGUGGGAUUACAGAGGUCCAUAUGUGCCACAGAUAUCGUGCAAGACAACGCUGUGCAAGUUUUUAGAAAGUGUUGCGAUAUCCAUUAUGCAGAUUGCCCCAAUCGUCGACCAUCUUCUAGAGAUAUCACUACAAGUAUGGAGUCUCAGAAUGAAGCUAUAUAUCCGUCGAUCCAGGAUGCGGGUAAUGCAUCUGAUUUUUCCCAAGAGAUGGGCAUUGUACAGAGUACAUCUUCCAAAGGAUCACGACAAAUGGAUAUGUCAAGUGAUCUCGAACAGGCAGCAGGGGCCCAGGCGAAUUCGUCUGAAGAUCAUACGAUUGAAGAUAGCUUAAUCACUGUUUCAACUACACAGCCAUCUCAUAUUGUACAUGAAGAUAUCAUCACGGAUCUUUCGAAUGAAUCUCUUUCGACACACCAUCAGAGGUCAACAUAUCCUUCUACUUAUCAUGACGAGAUGAUAAAUCCCCAACCAUUUUCAAUACAAUUGACAGAUUUCAAUCGAAAGAUAAAUUCCGAUCAAGAAUCACUUCAAGCGGAAAUGGGUUAUAUUCACAGCAUGAGGUUGAAUAUUUGGAGCUUGCGAUCAAAGAUUCACGAAGCUCGUAUCAUGUUGAGAGAGAAACAAGAAAUCAAGUCCAAGGCUGACGAUCAAUACAUGAUACGUCUUAAUGAGCAUGAGUUUAACACGGAUGUUCGAGAGCCACGCCUUUCUAUAUCGGAUUUACGCAACUUCUGUAGGGAUGUUCGAGACGAAUAUGGGCCGAUGGAAGAUGAGUGUAAUGAUCUUGAGAACCAACUGUCUAGUGAAGAAUUCCAACUCACGAAAAGGGAGCACCAAUUUUACUCAAGGUGGCACUUUCCAUCGGAGCCAGAAGUUCAUACCACCAAUCCAUAUUCUGAAGACCACGUAUAUUUCCCAUACGCGGGGUUCGAUAUCGAAGAAACUAAAAAGCCAUACCACCCAUUGGUAGCUAACUACUUAUCAAAACUUGGUGAUCUUGAUCUGCUAAAAGAAGAUAUCCAAGACGUCACGGACGAAAAGAUGGGCUUGGAGCAGCAGAAAGAAACACGUGAAGCAUACAAUUUAACUUUGGAUUCUGAGAGUCAAAGCUGGCUUGAUAAAUUUGACGAAAUGAUCUCAGCUAUCUUCGAAGACUUGCAUCGGACUAAGGCAGAAGUUGCCGUGUUAAGAGAAGAGUGCGAUGCACAUGGCCUCCUUGAUCCGGAUGGCGAGCCUAAAGACCUACAAAAUCUAGUGCAAUUUCAAUUUCAACACGAGGAAGAUCUAAACGCCAAUGGAAACAUAUCUGAGUAUGUCAAAUUCCCCUUACUGCUCCCAUUCCCGUGUUCCAUGGGCAAUAAAAACGAGAUUCAUGAUCGAUGCUCAAAUCCUGACCAGAGCUCGGAUGCUAGUAAUGGACGAGUAAAUGAAUGGAUGUUAAGAAUUUUACGAUCAUCUCCUUUGCAUGUUAGGCUUUUAGCAGCCUGCCACAGCACAUUCAGAGAGGUCACAGACGGAGACAGAGGCUGGCAACUUCAAGUACUUGCGCGGUGGUACAUGGACGAAACAAACAAAAGACCUCCGGAGCUGAACUUUCACGAUUCAAAUGAUACGGCAGAAACCGACAUUGACUUUGAUAACUUAACAGUUUCGAAUGAACGCAUCUCGAAUAAGCAUUUUUCUGACGGGGCUACUCGAACAGGUUCCUCAUUCUCCCUCGGGAGUUGA
Sclerotinia borealis F-4128 is the source of this 1905-nucleotide messenger RNA. The record is from the annotation of a GenBank genome assembly. Lineage: Eukaryota; Fungi; Ascomycota; Leotiomycetes; Helotiales; Sclerotiniaceae.